GUGAGUUUAUUGCAUAAAUAUGAAUAGCCAGGUCAGGAAUCAGAAACUGGCUGAAUUUUGACGGGCUGUUGUUUUAUUUUGGCAUGUUAUAAGAAAUUGGUCAUCAAAGGCGUUAAUAAAAAUCGCCAAUAAAUUGGGCAUGCAGAAAUAUUUGUUUUUUCGUCAAUGUCAUUACCUAUGUACGACUGUCCUGAAAAUUUAAAUGUUGAAAAGGAUGAAACUAUCCUUAAAUCCUGUCAAACUUGUGGACGGACAUUUAAUCCAAAAUCAUUGGAGCGUCAUGAAAAAAUAUGUGAAAAAUCUAAAAAAAGCAACCAUAGAACAGUGUUCAAUUCCUUCCUUCAGAGAGCCAGGGAAAUAAGGGCAAUACCAGUGGUUGCUGAUGAAAAAGAUAAAGAGGAAGGCAGACAGAAAGGAAAGAGAAAGGAAGGACAUGAAAAUCUUAAAUGCUUGACCAGAGGAGGCAGAAAUUCAAAAGAAAUUUUAAAUAAUGGAUUAUCUGCAGAGAAAAAGAUUCGACCAGGCUAUGAACAGUGUCCUUGGUGUGAAAGAUAUUUCAAUCAAAAAGCUGCUGAUCGCCACAUAUCUUGGUGCCAAGAACAGAAAAACAGAUUGCCCAAAACUCCUCCCAAUGCAGAAGCUAUGGAGAGAUUGAAGGCUAGAGUAAAAUAUCAAGCUCCUUUACCACGAAAGAAAAAUUCACCAGACCAUAGCAAUAGAUUAGUGAAGUCUGCUGAAUCCAUCCGCGAAUCUUCUCAUUUACGUAUCCAUUCUUCACCUCCUGUUCCUUCUCGUAACUUACCGACUGUUAAGUCAUUUGCACAAGGCACAAAACUUUCUGAUGUCAAGCAACAAAAAAAAUUAAAAACUAAUCAGCAAUUAACAGACUCCCAUGAGAAUAUAUUAAUUACGGCUAUUGCCAAGGAAAAUGACUCAGAUAACAUAAAUAAAAAAACUGUGAAAUUUAAGGAGAUGUUUCCUGUAUAUAAUAAAGAAAGGAAUAAAAAUUUAGAUAUGCUAGCUGCUCUUAGGCUAAGACUGUCAGAACUCAGUACUUCUGAUGAUUUUUUAGAAGAUAUGGUUUUAAGCCCUGAAGAAUGUACUCUUUCAAAGAAAAGUAAUUCCAAGAUUCAUAGUAUCCUAUCAUCUUUGCAGCAAAAGAGGGAUUCAUGGACAAGUGAUGGUGAAGGGCAAUGUAGCAGUAGUGAUCCCUCUUUUCCGUCCAUUAAUAGAAGUGGUAGCAGUGAGCACCGACUUCCGCGAUUCUGCUACAAUUGUGGGACGAAGUAUCCUAUAGUCAGUGCCAAGUAUUGUUGUGAAUGUGGAGCACAGAGGUUCAUUUUGGGAAUGAAUGAUAAACCUCUCACAUUCUCGUAAAAGAAAGAGUUGAAUUGAAUGUGUUCAUUUUAACAUAAAUGAUAAUCCAUGCAAGCUUUACCAAUACAAAUAUACAAUAGCAUUAUUAUUUUUUAUUUUUUCAUAAUCAAUUGUAAAAAUCAUACAUUUGGUGUGAGGAAGAAAAGUGCUACAUCAUGAGCAUGAACUUAGUGGAACUAAUAGUAAGGCUGCAAGUUGGGGAGAUGUAGCACAAAUCACUCGCUUAUUUUUUGACACACAUUUUUUUAUGUCAUCCCUUGAUUGGCUGAGAAACCAGAAAGAGGGAGGAGCAGUUUGAUAUGAGAUAUAUUAAAUGGCACUGCCUCUUCCCUCUAACACUAUUCCCUUGUUCAAUAUGACAAAGAAUCGUGCUUCCUCUAAAAGUAUUUGAGAGAAAAGAAAUAGGAACUUGCUCUCAUCUAUUUGUGAGCUACAUUAAAGAAAAUAAUUUUAAUUUAAUUCAAUUUUCUUUUCUUAGUGAUGAAUUGUUUAUUAAUAUAAGGCUGUAUUUGCAUUAAUGCAGCUCAAUUGAAUGCAUAUCACUAUUGAAAAGUGAUUGAAAAAAUAUGCAAGUUUUUCAAGUAUUAUUUAUUUUAUUCUAUUUAAUUUUAUCUAGUUCUCUAUUUGCAGUGGUAUAACAAAGGUGAGACAAAUUGAGCAAGUACCCUGAAUAUCCUUAUCUGGGGCUGAAGGGGUAUUAGUUAGUUGAAUUUAACAAAAAUUACUUUUUUUUUUACUGUUAUUUCUCAGAAUUAAAAUAAUAUUUCUUAAAAUUAGAAAUAAUGAUUUUUUUUCUUUCGUUUUAGUAUUUCUAUAUAUAUUCAGUUAUCUCGAUUAAUUCCAAAAUUAGAUUAAAUUUAACUUGGUGAAAAAAUUUUGAAUUCCGAGGUAAUAUAUUUGAUAACUAUCUCUCACCAUUAAAAUUUUGCUUCAUUUUUGAUUGAUUCAAAUUAUUCAGUUCAAAAAAUUGCUUUAGGUGCACAGUCCCAUCCUUCAAAGUAUAUUUAUUUGUCUCAAGUUAGGGCUGUAAUGUUGUAACAAAUAAAAGACACAUUUCCGCCUUUAGUAUUAAUAGAUAGAACUCUAGAUUGAAAAUUAAGUGAAGAUGUCUUUUUCAUUAAAUGUCAUCAUAAUAAUGUAUCAUAAAAAAAGUUAAAUAAUAUUUUUUAAUCCCUUCAAAAAAAUUUUAUGAAAUGUUAGUUUUUGUGUUUAGGAAAUAUCUAAUAUAUUAAAAAUUUAAAUGAGCAAAAUAAAUAAAUAAAGAAUUUGAACUGAUAUUUAAGUGAAAAUUGUGAUAUAUGAGAAAAAUUUAAAAUGAAUGUGCAUUCUAUUUGUCAGAGCUGGAAUAAGCAUUUUGAGGGCUCCUGCUUCUGAUGCUGUUUUGGGAAAUAAUUGCAUGUAAUGUACAUUUUAAUUUGUCAAUCAUUAUAUUUAAAAUAUAGUUUCAAAUGCUUUUACAUGAUUUAACUGUAUUUUUUAUUGGUAAUUGCUUUUAUAACUUCUAUAUUACUUAGUUUCUUAAAUAAUUUAAUUAAUCCUUUUGAAUAAUUAAGAUGUAUUGAUCAGCUGCUUGGCCAGCCAUAUUAAUUCAAGAAUAUUUUAUGUAUAUAAUUAUUUAGGCUUAAUUUCAACAGCCAUCCCAAUGUGGCAUUUUUUGAGGGUAGAUAUGAGGAUUGCAAUUAAAAAAAAUGGGGGUAUUGCUAUUUUAUGUUGGUACAUCAUUGCACUUUUGGCUGCAACUAAUCUAGGAAACUAAUAUCAUUGGUUUAGUACUAAAUGUUUAUUUGGGGUUCUUAGAAAUUCUUACAUAACACUGAAAUUCAUUAAUCUUUGUUAAUUUAAAAGAGCUUCAUAUUUUGAGAUUCUUAAUCAAUCUUUAUAUAAUUAGUUGAUUUUAUAGUAUCUUAUAAUUCAGAUGGAAUAAUAAUCCAGAAUUUCUUUUCAUCUUUCUUUGAUAAUUUUUAAAUAUUUUUGUUGAUUAACAGUAUUUUACAAUUUAAAAUUGUUUUUUUACAGCAAAAGUAUUUAUUAUUUCUUUAAAAUCUAACAUUCAAACCAAAAGAUAUUCAUUGAGUUUAUUAAUUAAUUUAUUUAUAUAUUCCUCUGACUUUAACCCUCUUAAGAUAAUGAACUUCUAGCACUUUGUCAGCCCUACUACCUUAUUGUGAUUUAUUGAUUGUGGUACAAAUCUAAUUUAUGAUUUUUUUUACCAAAUAAUUGAUAUGGUGUUAUGCAUGCAAAAGUACAAUGAGCUUAUGACAAUAAUAACAAGCAUAUUUAUGUAUUGGUGUCUGUAGCUCAAUUUUUUUGUCUUUCAUUAAAAAAAAAAAAAGUUUUUUUUUUGCAGAAUUCAUUUGUACCAGAUUUAUGGAAAUUAAGUUUGCAUAUUUAAAUAUUUAUUUUAUUAUAAAAUCUAGUCUUAUACUGGUAUAUGCUUUAAUAAUUAUUGAUUAUUAAAAUUAUAUUAAGAUUCAUAAUAUUGUAAUCAGUAUCAUUCUGUGAUAGAGAUGUAUUUUUUACUAAUAGUAGUUACAACAGAUUUCAGUAAGGAAUAUUUUUUUCAUUUAUUUUAUUUGUUAUUGAUUAUGAAAAGCUAGUAUUUUAAACAUAAAAAUAUGGCAUGAGUGCAUUAAUUGAAAUAUUUUAAUGUGCCUUAUUUUUGCUUAUUGAUAAAAUUGUUAAAGGUCAAUAGAAACAUCAGUCUCUUACAACAGUUGUACUGUUACUAUUUAUAAAUUUAAGUAUCUCUUCUAUAAGUUCUAGUAAUAUUUUAUAUUUGGAGUCAUGUAUGGCCUGUGGUCAUUAAGAGUUAAACAAUCAACUCUUAGAACAAUCAGUGUUUUUUGUCUUUCUGUAAAUGCUGCUUUACCCAAGUUGAAUAUAAUAUGAAAAUAUUUCUUCUCUAUAUAGAUAUAAUUCACUGGUAUGCACUUUUUAAAUCAAAAACCAUUUUUUAAAAAUUUUAUAAAUGGAUGCUAUCUAUAUAAAAGUUGCAGCAAAAGAUGAGCAGUAGAAAGAAAUAAAUCUUUUAAAUAGAGUUUUAUAUUUAUAUAAAUAUCUAGUCAGUAAAUUCUAGUUGUAAUUUUCCGUCCAAGAACUCUUUUGUACAUUUUAUACUACAUCAGUGUUAUUAAAUAAUGAAACAUUGUACUUGCGACACUAAAGUGAGAAUCGGGAAACUAGUUUGAAUUAUAAAUAGAUUAUUGUCAAACAAGGAUUGCAGAAUUAUAUGUUAUAGCAAAUAUCUGACCAGUCGAAAAAUAAAUUACAAUUUAUGAAUCAAAUUAAACAUUUUUUUUUCCUUUUUUUCUUAACUAACAGAAGAAUAAGUUAAUUGAGUUAAGCAAAUAUAUUAGGAUGCUUCAUUUCGAAUUUUCCAGAAAUUACUAUAUUUGAAAAAAUCUGACAUUCGUUCAAAUAAUUAAUAUAAACAUUGCAGUCAAUCAGAUCAAUCAGUUUUUAUUUAUAGUAACCAGCUUUUUUUAAUAUUUAGUUUUUUAAAAUUUAAAAAAAAAUCUGCUUAUACUGAGCAGAUGUCUUAAAAGAAAAAACUGUUAUGUAUAUAUCUAUAACAUACUCAACCUAACCAUCUAAUCCGAAAAUUCUGGAUUUUAGGAAUUUAAAAUGUAUAAAAUUUCAGCUAUAUCCAGAUCACGAUCACUUUGAAGAUAAUUGUAUACCUGCUUUUGCUCUAAAUAGGUUUGUGAUUAUAUUAUUUUAAGUUUAUAUGAUUGUUUCAGCAAUUUUCUAGUCAAAGUUUAUUAUGAAUGAAAAUUAUUUUGUUGA
Molecule: messenger RNA, 5163 nt
Organism: Argiope bruennichi
Lineage: Eukaryota; Metazoa; Arthropoda; Arachnida; Araneae; Araneidae
Product: zinc finger C2HC domain-containing protein 1A-like
Exons: 9
Coding region: 166-1377 (403 amino acids)
Source: RefSeq, a predicted model, not a curated record